Messenger RNA from Ctenopharyngodon idella (grass carp), 2558 nucleotides. RefSeq names its product gastrula zinc finger protein XlCGF7.1-like. The transcript has a single exon. Gene Ontology annotation, cellular component: nucleus. Gene Ontology annotation, molecular function: DNA-binding transcription activator activity, RNA polymerase II-specific; RNA polymerase II cis-regulatory region sequence-specific DNA binding. The coding region runs from base 795 to 1472 and encodes 225 amino acids. Gene Ontology annotation, biological process: regulation of transcription by RNA polymerase II. Lineage: Eukaryota; Metazoa; Chordata; Actinopteri; Cypriniformes; Xenocyprididae. The record is from RefSeq and is a predicted model, not a curated record.
AUUACUCCUGUGUCAUUUCGUUUGAAUCUACCUGCUAAUUACCGUGUUUCUCCCACUUUCCAUGUGUCGUUGCUGAAACCCUCUGGUGGCCCGAGAGGAGAGGCGGAGGGAGCCGAGGCCCGCAACCCCCCACCCUUGAUGAUCGAAGGCGAGGAGGCCUAUCAGGUUCGAGUACUGCUCGAUUCCAGGCGCCGGGGUAGGAGACUACAGUACCUAGUCGACUGGGAGGGGUACGGCCCGGAGGAGCGAUCCUGGGUCAAUUCGGAUGAUAUCCUGGACCCGUCACUCAUAGUGGAAUUUCAUCGGACGCAUCCGGAGAGACCGGCCCCUCGACCACGUGGUAGACCCCGGCGCCCGCUUCCUCGCGUCUGGAGCCGCUCGCGGGGGGGGGGCUCUGUCACGAACGUGGCUCUCGCGCCUCCUCCUCCGCACCACCGGAGGGAGCCGUCACCUGAAUAUUGACUGGUUUACAUUCGGACUACGUUUCCCAUAGGCCCUCAUUCCUGGGACUGAUUGCGCACACACCUGCACCUCAUUACACUCACGCUAUUUAAGACACACACACACUUACCCGUUGCGAAGUCUUGAUUUGCCCCGGUGAUCACUACUGAGCGUUUUCUUGUGGAUUGUACUUCUGUUGCCGUUGGACUGUUUAUUGGACUGUGUUUGUUUGCCGCCUGCCCUGAUCCUUGCCUGCUGUUUGGACUGUGUUUGUUUGCCGCCUGCCUCGACCAUCGCCUGUGACUCUACUCUGUUUGUCUGCCGCCUGCCUCGACCAUUGCCUGCCCCUGUUUAUGUCUCUGCCUUUGCCCCUGUCUGCUUUGGUGUUUAUUUUAAUAAAGCUGCAAAUGGAUCCUCAUUCUGCCGACCCGUCAUUACACUAUGCAUGUAUUCACUGCGGAAAGAGUUUCUCUGAUAGGAAAACCUUCAAAAUCCACAUGAGGAUCCACACCGGAGAGCGGCCUUUCGCAUGCCGUCAGUGUGAAAAGAGGUUCACGCAGGCGAAAUAUCUUAAAUCACAUCUGCAUUCUCACUCUGGAGAAAGACUAUUCAGCUGCGAUCAGUGCGGCAAAUCAUUUUUUACAGCAUUAUCCCUUAAGAAGCACCUGAAAGUUCAUUUACAGGAAAAGCCACAUUUGUGUUCUUUGUGUGGAAAGAGUUUCACAGAGCUCGGUUCAUUAAUAGUACACCAGAAAAGACACAGCGGCGUGAAGAAUCACAUAUGCAGCGAGUGCGGGAAGUCAUUUAUCACAAAUAGUGAACUAAAAGUGCACCAGAAUAUCCACACCGGAGAGAAACCGUUCAAGUGUUCACACUGCGACAAGAGAUUCAACCAAUCAGGAAACCUGAAAACUCAUGAGAGGAUCCACACUGGAGAGAAACCGUACACAUGUGAUCAAUGCGGGAAGAGUUUCAGUCAGUUCGCUUCUCUGCUCAGGCAUGGAAACACUAUUAUCUGUAAUAAGUUGUAAGUAGUUCAUCUUGAAUUGCGGAGGGUAAUAACUUCUCACUGGAGUUGUGAGAUUCAGAUCAACUGAAAUGUGGAUAUUCUUUCCAACAGAGCAGCAUUUUGUUCGUUUAAAGGGUUAGUUCAUCCAAAAAUGAAAAUUAUCCCAUGAUUUACUCACCCUCAAGCCAUCCUAGAUGUAUAUGACUACCUUUGUUCAGAUGAACACAAUUGAAGUUAUAUUCCAAGCUGUAUAAUGGAAGUUAAAUGUAACUUAGAUGUCGAAGCCCAAAAAAGCACAUCCAUCCAUCAUAAAAGUAAUCCGUACGGCAGGGGUUAAUAAAGGCCUUCUGAAGAGAAGUGAUGUGUUUUUGUAAGAAAAAUAUCCAUAUUUAUAACUUUAUAAACUAUAAUCACGGGCCUCCUGUAACGGCUGUGCGUGAGUGUAGUUCCAGCAAAAGACUGACCUCUGACCCGACGCAUGAGGGUGAGUAAAUUAUGGGAUGAUUUUCAUUUGUGGGUGAACUAACGCUUUAAGUUUGUCUCGUUCAUCAAAGCCAAUUUGAGGAAAAAAUCCUUGAUGAUCCAUGUUUACCAGUGCUGUGAUGUUGGAAGCUGUCUGUGUAAAAAAUUUACCCAAUUUACUUCGAGUGCAUAUUACUGUUUCUACUGUGAACAAUUCAUCCAUGCAUGUUUUAUAACAUUUUUUAUAACAAUAUUUACUGAAAAUGUUCAGUCAUGCACUCAAUGUGGGAAGAGUUUCAACCAACCGAGUCUCAGGAAAAAGCAUCACCUGAUGUUGUCGUAAUAACGAGCUCGUCAUCAUCAAGACCAGCACUUUCCUAAGAGGUUCAUUUGAUAAAAUACCUCUAGUGUUCUUUAUAUGUCACAGUAUAAGUUCGGCUUUUAGUGUGAAUGAAAAUCAGGUCCUUGUGUGUGUGUGUGUGUAUUGUUCAAAAGUUAGGGGUCAGUGAUAUUAAAAUUAUUUCUCAAACAUCAAAUCAUAUUAGAAUGAUUUCUGAAGGAUCAUGUGACACUGAAGACUGGAGUAAUGAUGCUGAAAAAUUUGUUCACAGAAAUAAAUUACAUUUUACAAUGUAUUGAAAUAGAA